Molecule: messenger RNA, 1406 nt
Organism: Cebus imitator (Panamanian white-faced capuchin)
Lineage: Eukaryota; Metazoa; Chordata; Mammalia; Primates; Cebidae
Gene: MARCHF2
Product: membrane associated ring-CH-type finger 2
Exons: 5
Coding region: 201-941 (246 amino acids)
Biological process (GO): protein ubiquitination
Molecular function (GO): zinc ion binding; ubiquitin-protein transferase activity
Source: RefSeq, a predicted model, not a curated record
CCGCAGCGCUGUCUGCUCGGCGGGCGGUGCCCGAACGCAGGUGCCGGCCAGAGCGGACCUAGUGGCGCCGACGUGCCGGGCCGGGCAGGGACCCGGGCCGGGGCGAACGGAGGGGCCUGUGCGGCCGCCCGGCCCGGCCGCGGAUCAGGCUCCUCUGACCAUGGGCCUCGGGCCCUGAGGAUACGGGGCUCCCUGUGGCCAUGACGACGGGUGACUGCUGCCACCUUCCUGGCUCCCUGUGUGACUGCUCUGGCAGCCCUGCUUUCUCCAAGGUCGUGGAGGCCACAAGCCUCGGUCCACCCCAUUAUGUGGCACAAGUGACUUCAAGGGAUGGCCGGCUCCUCUCCACUGUCAUCCGUGCCUUGGACACACCAAGCGACGGUCCCUUCUGCCGGAUCUGCCAUGAGGGAGCAAACGGGGAGUGCUUGCUGUCCCCAUGUGGCUGCACUGGCACGCUGGGCGCCGUGCACAAGAGCUGUCUGGAGAGGUGGCUUUCCUCGUCUAACACUAGCUACUGCGAGCUGUGCCACACGGAGUUUGCAGUGGAGAAACGGCCUCGACCCCUCACAGAGUGGCUGAAGGACCCGGGACCGCGGACGGAGAAGCGGACGCUGUGCUGCGACAUGGUGUGCUUCCUGUUCAUCACGCCGCUGGCCGCCAUCUCAGGCUGGUUGUGCCUGCGCGGGGCUCAGGACCACCUCCGGCUCCACAGCCAGCUGGAGGCCGUGGGUCUCAUUGCCCUCACCAUUGCCCUCUUCACCAUCUAUGUCCUCUGGACACUGGUCUCCUUCCGCUACCAUUGCCAGCUGUACUCCGAGUGGAGAAAGACGAACCAGAAAGUACGCCUGAAGAUCCAGGAGGCCGACGGCCCUGAGGGCCCCCAGCAUUCUCCGCUGGUGGCUGGACUCCUGAAGAAGGUGGCCGAGGAGACACCAGUGUGAAGGCUGGGCUCCCCAGGCCUUGCAGCAGAGACCCCAGAGGUAGCUGGCAAUGCCCUGUCCUGUGGAAGGAUGGAAACUGCCCAACACUUCCUGCACAGCCUGAAUGCUUCUUAGGCCAAGAGACACCACGCAGAGCCGAGUCUGUGAUCCUGUGUGAUGAUAUUUUCAGGUUUUUUUUUUUUUUUUGCACACUGUUGUUCGUGUCAAGGACAGGUACACGGUCCUGAGCUCUGGAUGGAGCAGGCACCCUGAUCUCAUGCUGAGGUCCACGUGGCACCUUCUGGGCCAGCAGCUGUGGCCAGUGUAUCAAGGGCACCCUUAGAGCUGGAAUGUUCCAGCAAGCUUCUUGCACUUCCCUGCACCUGGCAGGCUCACUUUCCUGGCACCCUCGACUUUCUAUAAAAGUUGCAUUCGUUUAAAAAACCCACCCCUGAAUGAAUAAAAGGAGCCCUGGCUGGACAAAAU